CGUUUCGUUUCUGUUGUUUUCUUUGGAUGAUGUGAGAGAUGUAGGAGUCCAGUUUUGGCUGCCUUCAAAUAUGGGAACGUUUCUCUCGCUACACUAAUACAUAUUGAGGUUCAUAUCCCCAUUAUGGUGAGACUGAACCUCCUGAUCCUGCUGUGCCAAGUUGCUUUUCAAAUAUCUCUCUGUCAGCUGGUUAUAAAUGUGCGCAAUCAAGGAGGAGAUGUUCUCCAUGAAAAUCUCAUUGCCAACACCUCCGACGAGACAAUACUCCUGGAAUUUCGCAAACCAGAAGGAACACAUGUUACACAGUUUAUCGAUUUUAAAAUGGAAGUUCAAGUGUUCCGAGUGUUGGUUCUUGGAGAGGAGGAGCAGAGUCAAAACCUGUACCAAGUCAUGUGCUUUGUGACACGCUUCAACAAAGUAAACUUCAUAUCGGUCGACGCUAUGUCCAAGCUUCGCCAGAGGAAUCCAACGGCAAUCCGCCAACCUGAAGAGGACCGGGGCCGUGAGUUGCUCAGCAUGGACCUUGGCGUUGACCUGACAAAGUCUUCCAUUAUAUCUCCACACCUGCCUGCCUUCUGCCAGGAAGCAGCCGAUGCCACCUAUGCCAGGGAGGUUGACCUGCGAGGCUGGGCCACCACAAAGGCAUCCAGCAAAGACUUGGUGGACCUGACAGCAGCUGUGCACCACCUUCCCAGUGACCCAUCCUUGGUGCACUGUAAUGCCAGCAGCAACUGGUGGCAGCCCUGCCAGUGCCACUUGGAAGUGUGCGUGGGCUGGUACCCCUGUGGCCUCAAGUACUGCCGCGGCAAGGACGCCACCUCCGGGCGACCCACGAGCUUCCGCUGCGGGAUCAAAUCCUGCCGAAAGUGCCGUGACUUUGAGUACUAUGUCAGGGAGAAGCGGCAGUGUCUCUGGGAUUAGCAGCCGUGGGUCACGCUCACAUGUAGCUAGAGAGUCGGGCGGAAGCAAACGUGCCUACAGUUUACGUUGAAAGUGUUUUAAAUGUUGUCACACACACGAUGUACAAAACAAACUAACAAGGUGGCAUUUAUUUAAUGCUUGCCUCGCCUUAAUGUCAAAUGUCACUGCGGAAAGGUUUAUAAUUCUGAGAGGGGCAGCUUCCAGAAUGCAUGUGAGCUGUUUUGCAUGUGGUGAGCGCUGAUAGUGUGUGAAGCUGUACUUUAGCCAGUAGGGGGCUUAAAGGGGGUUCUGCAGAGUCCAAAAAACACUGCUACUGUUGCGCGCAUCACUGCUACUGUUGUAGUCUCCGGGGAACGACUCUGCAAAGUUUUGUCACAUUUAGUGGACGUGAGCGUAUUUUAAAACUAUUCCCAAUUAUGCAAAACUCGCUGGCUCUCCACUGUAGGCAACCUGUUCUGUGACGUAAUUGCUCAUUUCCGAAUGAACGGAAGCAGUCGUCUUCGCAUUGGCCACAUCCGGCUAUUUGGCUCCGUUGUGACUGUGCGGCAUUCUCCUGCGAAAUGGCCUUGCAGUCUGGCUGACGUUGACUGAAACUGGCUACCCCACUCCGGAAGGGCGCACGCCAGGUGACCUGCAUUGAGGAAUGACGUCACGAUAGCAACGAAAAUUGUGUUUCUUUUGUGUCGGCAAAACUGAAACUGAAACAUAGUUAAUUGCCAUGUCCAGAAGCAACCAAUAUUGGUGGGCUGUGAGUAUGAAUAUAUGAGUCCAUACAAACAUUAUAGACCCAACAUGAGAAAAGUUUCAGUCUCUCUGUGCAGAACCCUUUAAAGCCACGUGGAGGUUGCUUUUCUAGCUUCACGGUCCGGCUCAACUUUUUAGGUCUUUUUGGCUGAUCUGUUUUUACUGUCUUCAGUUUUGUGUUUCAAUAGCACUGAAAUUUGCUAUGAUUCCUGAGACAACGUAAUUUCAUCGUAUGCAUAGCAGCUUGCACCUUCUUCUGCUCUACUGUGCUCUAUACAAUCUGGAAUAAUCACAUUUUUCAUCUACAUCAGUACCGUUUGACGAAAGUAGUAUAAUAUGCAUCUCGUCUAUUCUAGUGUACCAGUAACAAAAUGUUUUAAUUCCUAUUUCUCAAGAAUCUCUGGCAAUGUUGUUGAAUAUCUACUCUCAAAAAGAAACAUGCAAAAAUUGGAAAACAGUACAAGUACAAUACUGCUACAGUAAGAGUAGAAAUUGAUGAUAACAGUACGUUUCAGAAUGAAAUCACAUUCCAUGGCAGAAAAAUUCAACACCACAUUUGUACAAUUUCUUUUCUUUUUUGUCUGUUGGUCACUUGUGGCCUCUAAUCUGACAAAGUUUGCCUUUUUUAUAUUUUUACUCAACACUAAUGUGAUUCACUGCAUUUGGAACACUGGAUGGGCCUUUCUUCAGGCCUUAUCAGCAGAAGCAUUUAACGUGAAUCUCACAAUUUAUGUAAGAAUGCCGACACACAGGCAGUAUUAACGUACCCAGUCUGCAAGAUGCCUUUUUGUAUGCAGUAUUUGCAUCGAGCGCACAGUACGUAUUGUGCAUGAAGAUACAUAUCACAUGUUACCUCGGUUUUGUUCUAUAAUAGAGUCAUGUUCUAAUGAUUCGUUAGUCAAGGGAUUCCAACUUCAUGCAAGGCACUGGUCACCGAGUGUGUGUACAAGCGCUAUACAUGGUCAACACUGGUCUUUGUGUGCACUGAGUUGUUCCAACAUUUUUAUGAAGUCUACCGUAAGAUAGCAAUGGUCCAAAAAAAUAACAAUGUAUAGUUUAUGCAAGUAAAUAUUGCGAUUGCUUCAUGGAAGGCAACUUCACGGAAUGUGGGACAUGCUUGCUUCCUGCCCCACUCCCCUUUAAAGAUACUUUGCUGCUGUCAUGGCCUCCAUGCUAUGCUCCCACUUUUGCUACAGAGAGCUACUUACUUUUUAAUAUGAGGGAACAAAGAUAAGGUUACAAUUGUUCCAACUGUUUCAUAAUUUAGUAUGGAAACAUGAAAAUGAAUUGUUACUCUACACGUAUAUACAAAAUAAAGUUUGUUUUAUUAAGCCACCAAA
This is a messenger RNA of Ornithodoros turicata, 3005 nucleotides long. It is a transcript of the gene oaf, whose product is annotated as out at first protein-like. The coding region runs from base 124 to 921 and encodes 265 amino acids. Lineage: Eukaryota; Metazoa; Arthropoda; Arachnida; Ixodida; Argasidae. The record is from RefSeq and is a predicted model, not a curated record. The transcript has 4 exons.